AUGGAAAACACAAAGAAUGAAGCCCUCGCCCUCCUCUGGGCUUACGAGCUCAACCGAGAGAACAAGCAAUUGUUCAAGGGACUCAAGAAAGUGAAUCGAUGUCUCGAUGCCUCUCGUCCAACCACCUCACCCAGCUGUGCCAACGGUUCACGUCAAAACAACGGGAAAGUGAACCAACAGACAAAGACGCAAAAUAGAACACAGUCAUCACAGGAGUUGUCUUACGAUCUUCAGCUGCAGGAGGAGGUCACAAUGAUUGGAGAUCACGUCGGAGAUGACCCGAUGCGGGGAUUGAGGGGGAAAUGGCUCAGAUCCAACUUCGCCCUUCUCCGUGGAAGUUUUGAUUGA
Molecule: messenger RNA, 348 nt
Organism: Penicillium mononematosum
Lineage: Eukaryota; Fungi; Ascomycota; Eurotiomycetes; Eurotiales; Aspergillaceae
Exons: 2
Coding region: 1-348 (115 amino acids)
Source: RefSeq, a predicted model, not a curated record